Messenger RNA from Gavialis gangeticus (Gharial), 2169 nucleotides. RefSeq names its product cleavage and polyadenylation factor I subunit 1 (gene CLP1). NCBI's taxonomy places the organism in Eukaryota, Metazoa, Chordata, Crocodylia, Gavialidae. Gene Ontology annotation, biological process: tRNA splicing, via endonucleolytic cleavage and ligation. The record is from RefSeq and is a predicted model, not a curated record. Gene Ontology annotation, molecular function: polynucleotide 5'-hydroxyl-kinase activity. The transcript has 3 exons. Gene Ontology annotation, cellular component: nucleus; mRNA cleavage factor complex. The coding region runs from base 460 to 1737 and encodes 425 amino acids.
GCGCGGAGGUGCCUAUCCGUUCUCCGACCUGACGGGCACCAGCAGCUCGGUCAGGCUGGAAACUCCCCGCGAGGAUCACAGCCCGGCCCCAGGGAGCCCGCGCACGGAGCUGGGGCUGCAGUGGCCCAGGCCCACCCCCGCUUCCCGGCCCGGCGGCUCCACUGGGUCACCAGGGAACUACACUUCCCAGCAGCACUUACGCGUAGUCGUCUUACUGCGGCCACUUCCGACCCCGUGGAACUACAUCUCCCAGGAGGCCUCACGCGCCAUUCUCCCUUGGCUUCUGGGUGGUUCCUCCACGUGGGGACUACAGCCCCCAGCAGGCACCGCGGCCUCCCGCAGCUCACUGCCGAGGUCGACUCCUGCUCCUGCACUUCCGGCGCUAGGCCCGGAAGUGUGGUUGCAUCCCGUUCUUUCCGCUUUAUCGAGCGGGAGCAGCAGGCCUGCAAGGGGGAAGCGAUGGCAGAGGAAACUGGGGAUGAGAAAAAACAGGUGGCCAAAUUUGAGCUGGAGCGGGAGACAGAGCUCCGCUUCGAGGUGGAGGCCUCCCAGACUGUCCAGCUAGAGUUGCUGACGGGCAUGGCAGAGAUCUUUGGCACGGAGCUGACUCGGAACAAGAAGUUCACCUUUGACGCUGGCGCCAAGGUGGCAGUGUUCACCUGGCAUGGUUGUACGGUGCAGCUGAGCGGCCGUACGGAAGUGGCUUACAUCUCUAAGGACACCCCGAUGCUGCUGUACCUCAACACCCACACGGCCCUGGAACAGAUGCGCCGGCAGGCAGAGCGUGAGGAUGAGCGGGGGCCCCGGGUCAUGGUAGUGGGCCCUACGGAUGUGGGCAAGUCAACUGUGUGCCGGCUACUGCUGAACUACGCUGUGCGGCUGGGACGCCGACCCACUUUCGUGGAGCUGGAUGUGGGCCAAGGCUCGGUCUCUAUUCCUGGCACCAUGGGCGCACUGUACAUUGAGCGGCCUGCAGAUGUGGAGGAGGGCUUCUCCCUUCAGGCCCCCCUGGUCUAUCAUUUUGGAUCCACCACGCCUGGCACCAACAUCAAACUGUAUAACAAGAUCACAUCUCGUCUGGCUGAUGUCUUUAACCAGCGCUGCGAGGUCAACCGCCGGGCUUCAGUCAGUGGCUGCAUCAUCAACACGUGUGGCUGGGUGAAGGGCUCUGGGUACCAGGCACUGGUACAUGCGGCCUCUGCCUUUGAGGUGGAUGUGGUGGUAGUGCUGGACCAGGAGCGUCUCUACAAUGAACUGAAGAGGGACCUUCCUCACUUUGUGCGCACAGUGCUUCUUCCCAAGUCAGGUGGUGUGGUGGAACGCUCCAAGGACUUCCGGCGGGAAUGCCGGGAUGACCGUAUCCGGGAGUACUUCUAUGGCUUCCGGGGCUGCUUCUAUCCUCAUGCCUUUGAUGUCAAGUUCUCUGAUGUCAAGAUAUACAAGGUGGGUGCACCCACCAUCCCUGACUCGUGCCUGCCCCUCGGCAUGUCACAGGAGGACAAUCAGCUCAAGCUGGUGCCAGUGACUCCGGGCCGUGAUAUGGUACACCAUCUACUGAGUGUGAGCACAGCUGAUAGCCCCGAUGAAAACAUCUCUGAGACUAGUGUGGCUGGCUUCAUUGUGGUCACUGGUGUGGACUUGGAGCGCCAGGUCUUCACAGUUCUCUCACCAGCACCACGCCCCCUGCCCAAAAACUUCCUGCUCAUUAUGGACAUCCGCUUCAUGGACCUCAAAUAGGGGCUGCACUGGUGGAGAAAAGUAAACUUCCCCAGUUUGUCUCCUUCAUGGUAUAAUGACUAAGGACUAGAAGGGGAGGAGGAGAUACAGUCUUUUAUGCAAGCUAAAUCAGACUGAACCAGGAUGGGAAAAGUGAGAUGCUGCCGUCCAGAUUGAACUAUUGGGAGAAACCAGAGAAGGUGGGAUGAGAAGGUUCAGGGAAUGAUUCAUAGGUAGAUGUGGUUUGGAAAAGGUAUGGUUCAAUGCAAUUGUAAAUAAGGUCACUGGUUGUUUACAUCCUUCCCUAAGUAUCCUCCCUUUCCUAAAAUCUCAGGCCUCUUGCACCUUUUAUACAGCACCAGGUUGUUUAAUGACCUGUAGGAGAGGACCUGCAUUGUCUUUUAUAUUUUUUUGUAAUUUUAAUAAAUGUUCUGGUCUUUUGUUGUUUGAUAA